Messenger RNA from Columba livia (rock pigeon), 5843 nucleotides. RefSeq names its product kinesin family member 15 (gene KIF15). The record is from RefSeq and is a predicted model, not a curated record. Lineage: Eukaryota; Metazoa; Chordata; Aves; Columbiformes; Columbidae. The transcript has 36 exons. Gene Ontology annotation, biological process: microtubule-based movement. Gene Ontology annotation, molecular function: microtubule binding; ATP binding; microtubule motor activity. The coding region runs from base 416 to 4369 and encodes 1317 amino acids.
GCUUCCGCAACUUCCGCAUCGAAACAGGCUACCCGGGGAAGUGGUGGAGUCACCAUCCCUGAAGCUCGUUUAAAUACCUCGCGCAUUCGAAGAAUAAAUAGCUGAAUUAAAAGUUAGCACGUCCCUCAAAUGUUAUUGUGUGAAUCGCAGCAGAUAAGCUCGCACAGCAGCGGGAUGUUUAUGCAGCAUGAGUUAAUGAGAAGGAGAUUUACGUGACUCUGCAUUGCCUUCGUUGAACUCACCUAGUGUUGAAGGUGAUGCUAUCAAAGUUUACGUAAGAGUACGUCCCCCUUCAGAGGGAACUGUGUUAACCGAUGGAGAUCAAGGCUUGUGUUUAUCUGUUCUUUCAUCAAAUACCAUCCGUCUGCAUUCGAAGCCUGAGCCAAAGAUCUUCACUUUUGAUUAUGUUGCAAAUAUGGAAACAACACAGGAGUCCGUGUUCUCAAGUGUGGCCAAAUCUGUGGUUGAAUCUUGUAUGAAUGGCUACAAUGGAACCAUCUUUGCAUAUGGCCAGACUGGAUCAGGAAAAACCUUUACUAUGAUGGGACCAUCUGAUUCUGAUAAUUUCACUCACAGUCUGAGAGGCGUAAUUCCACGGAGCUUUGAAUACUUAUUUUUUCUAAUUGAACGUGAAAAAGAAAAGGCUGGCGGUGGAAAGAGUUUUCUCUGCAAAUGCUCGUUUAUUGAAAUCUACAAUGAACAGAUAUUUGACUUGCUAGAUUCUGCUUCAGCUGGACUCUUUCUCAGAGAACACAUCAAGAAGGGAGUCUUUGUUGAUGGUGCUGUUGAACAGGUGUUGUCAUCUGCUGCUGAAGCAUACCAGGUAUUAACUAUGGGCUGGAGAAACCGUCGUGUAGCAUCGACCUCAAUGAACAGGGAGUCCUCAAGAUCACAUGCAGUUUUCACUAUCACAGUGGAAUCAAUGGAGAAAAACAAUGAAAUUGUUAACAUUCGGUCUUCCCUGCUCAACCUGGUAGACUUGGCAGGAUCUGAGAGACAGAAAGACACCCAUACAGAAGGACUGAGGUUAAAGGAAGCAGGUAACAUAAAUCGAUCACUAAGUUGCCUGGGCCAAGUAAUCACAGCACUUGUUGAUGUGGGUAAUGGAAAACAGAGACACAUUUGUUACCGGGAUUCCAAGCUGACUUUCCUAUUACGGGAUUCCCUUGGUGGUAAUGCAAAAACAUGUAUAAUCGCCAAUGUUCAUCCAGGAUCCAGGUGUUUUGGUGAAACACUGUCCACCCUUAAUUUUGCUCAGCGAGCAAAGCUGAUUAAAAACAAGGCUGUGGUAAAUGAAGACACACAAGGAAAUGUGAGCCAACUGCAAGCUGAGGUUAAGAAGUUGAAAGACCAGCUUGCUCAACUGACUUCAGUACCAUCUAUGCGUCACGUUUCUGUAUCACAAGGUGCUGUUGAUGAAGGGAAGAACAACAUAAAUUACAUGAGCAACUUUCUUGAAGCAAUGUUGUUCUGGGUGAAAUCAGAAGGUGAAAAGAAGAAUUUAUUAGAAAAAAUUGCUCAACUAGAAGAUCUGUGUGCCAAGAAGGAGAAAUUCAUUCAGUCCAAUAAAAUGAUAGUUAAAUUCCGUGAAGACCAUAUCGUUCGCUUGGAGAGAUUACAUAAGGAGUCUGGUGGAAGUUUAUUGCCAAAAGAGCAGAAUGAUCUUCUCAGUGAGUUGAGACAGGAAUUGCAGAUGCUCAGAGAACAGACGGAACAACACCCACGAAUUGCAAAGUACGCCAUGGAGAACCAUAACCUCAGAGAGGAGAAUAAAAGACUUCGUUCUUUACAGUCAGUUAAAAAGGCCCAAGAAAUUGAUGCUCAGACUAUUGCAGAACUAGAAAAAGCUUUUUUGGAAGCUUCAGCUGCAGAGAAAAAUACUGGAGGUCAUCAUUUAUAUUCUACCACCGUAUCAGUGGAAGGCAACUCCCUGGCAUCUGUUGAAAAGCUGAAGGCACGCCUGCUACAGACUCAGAGUGAACUGGCGAGUUCAAAACAAGAAUAUGAAGAAUUCAAAGAGCUAACCAAGAAAGAGCACAUGGAACUGCAAUCGGAGCUUCAAUCCCUUCGGAAAGCAAACCAGCAUCUUGAAAACAUUCUGGAAGCAACCAAAGCACACAAGCGCCGAGAAGUAUCUCAGUUACAUAAACUACAUAGAGAAACUCUGAAGAACAUAACCACUCCAACAAAAGCUUACCAGCUAAGAUCUCGCCUAGUGCCGCGAAUAAGCCCAGAAAUCUUGGAUUACCAUUCUGAAGAUUUUCAGUGUUCUGAAGUGAUGGAUGACAUUUUGAAAGAGCCAGUUCCCCCAGAGAUGAAUGAACAAGCAUAUGAGGCCAUUGCUGAGGAGCUUAAAGUGGCACAGGAGCAACUGAGCACAAUGCAGACAAGGCUGGAUGAAGAGGAAAGCAAAAAUAUAAAACUUCAGCAGCAUAUUAAUAAACUGGGGCAUCAUUCUGCACAAAUACAGGAGCUUCUUUCAUCUGAAAGGAAUGACUGGAGUAAAGAGCGUCAGGACCUCCUUGAACAGAUAAAAUCGCUUGAAAAGCAAUUUCAAGACAGUCAAAGCAAGGCUGAUAUAUUAAAAAGUGAAGUCUACGACUUGCGCAUUGUCUUGCAUUCUGCAGACAAGGAGCUGUCUGCUGUAAAAUCAGAAUAUAGUGCCUUUAGGGAAAAGCAAGAGAAAGAAAUGAGUCAGCUUUCUGGUAGACAUAUGGACGUACAGUUCCAGCUGGACAGCGUCAGGCUAGAACAUGAAAAGAUUCUUGAAGAAAAAGCAAGCCUGCAGGAUGACUAUGACAAUUUGCAAGAAGUAGCGAAGUUUGAGACAGAUCAACUGAAGCAACAACUUAAGGACAGAAACCAAGAAGCUGAAACAAUGAAAACUGAGCUUUGUAACCUUUUGAAACUCCUGAAAACAGAAAAAGAACAUAAUGAAAAACUAACGCUACAAUUACAAGAAGACAAAGAAAACAAUUCAAAGGAGCUCUUGAAAGUACUUGGAAAUGGUCAAGUGGAGAAACCAUCCUCUGAAAUGGUGACACGAUGUGAGCAGCAGGAAGCAAAACUGCAGAAAUUGGAACAGGAGCUGGCUGCUGCUCAAGAGUUUAUUGUUUCUUUGAAGAAGACAAAUGAUGCAGAUAAGGAAGUUGUAACUGACUUGAUGAGACAGAUCCAGGAGCUGAGGUCUUCAAUUAAUCACAAAACUGAAUCCAUAGAUGGGCUGACAAGAGAGCUUGAGGAUAUAAAUUGCAAGUAUAAUCUUGUUCUGGCUGCAAAAGAAGAAAGCAAAGUAAUCAUAGAGGAUCAAGAAAAGAAGAUUGAAGAACUGAGAGAAGCUUUGGAGAGAAAACAAAUAGCUGAUAAUAUUGAGAGAGACCUUUUGUGUGAAGACUUGCAUCAUACCACUGAGCAGCUGAUAAGUCUGACAGAGGCCUCUAAGAAACAUGAUUCAUUGCUUCAGUGUGCCCAGGAAGACAUAACAAAGAAAGAAGCUCUAAUCCAGGAACUCAAGGAACAGUUGCACAAAAUGACGGAAGAACUGGAGAAGAGGAAGAAUGAAUAUGAACUAAAAAUGAAGCAAAUAGAUUGCUUUGUGGACUCAUCUUCAGUAACAUUUCCUCAGUGUCCAAAAACUCCUCCCAAUUUUGAUGUGAACUUGGUAAAGCUCUUGGAAACUCAUGAGCAAGAAAUAGCUGAUCGGAGGGCUUCUGCAAUAAACCUGGAGCACCUUGUACAUGAACUGAAUGAAGAACGAAGAGCUAAAAAUGAUGAAAUUUUAAGGCUGAAGGAACAAUUAAAUGAGUUGGAGAACAUGCGUCUGGAAAUGCAGAUAUUGGUGGAGAACAACAGGAACUUACAGAGCCUUGUAGAAGCUCAGAGACUGAGCAAGAACAGUGAUCAGAAACAUCCUGAUGUUCAGUACCUCAAAGAGAAAGAGGAGGAGAUUGCUGAGGAACGACUGGCCAAGAGUAAAGCAAUGGAGGAGAUGCUGAAAAUCAAAGCAGAAUUAGAAGAGACCAAAAACACCCUCAAAAUCAAAGAGAAUACUUGUCUUGAAAUGACUCUGGAGAUGGAACGAACAAGAGCUUUGGAGCUGAAAGCAUUUAAUGAAAAAGAAGAAAUUAGAUCAAAACUGGAGGAAAUGUAUGAAGAAAGAGACAGAAUUGGAAAGGAAAUGGACUUGCUGAGGAAGCGAGUUAACUCUCUUACCGAGGAGAACGGGAAAUUACUUGGUCAUCAAAACCUAAACCAGAAGAUUCAGUAUCUUGUGAAACUGAAGAAAGAUUACGCUAAACUUAGUGAGGAGACUGAAAAGCUACGAAUUGAAAAUGCUUUUCUGAAGGAAUCAAAAAAAAAUGUGACAUAGGUAGACACAAUGAUCAGCUAUAAUGACACAAAUGAAACUGCAGAGCCAUCUUUUUGAAGUGUACAGAAUAAGCAAAAGCCAGGUAUCAAACUUGACUUUUGCUGUAGUCCUGUAAUAAUUAAGUAGUUUCUGGAUUUUUUUACUGGCAAUAACUUUAGUGAAGAAUUUUUAUUCCAGCUAAGUUGGCAGCUUUCAAUGAAAUAUUAACGCCUUCCUAUAAUGUUUUAAAAACUGAUUUUGUGUAGGUGCUGGAAGAUACUUCCUUGAAACUUUUUUACCCUUUGGUACCUUGCUAAGGAAAAGCUUUCUCACGGGGAACACACUUGCAUUCUUGUUUCCUUUUGUGCUUUUGUUCAGGUUUCGACCUCUUCCAAAUUUCUAAAAGCACAAUUUCUUUGAGUUAGUGUGUUUGGUUUUGUUUGUUUUUUGUUUUGUUUUUGGUAAAACAUAGGGCAAUUUUACUGGAUUGCUUAAAAAUAAUUUUAAUAUUGAAGUUUGUUCAUAAAGCAUGAAUGUGAAUUUAGUAAUAGACUUGUAAAUAGUACUAUAAAUAUAUUCUGGCUUUGUAGUCUUUCUCUAUUUGAAAUUAAAAUGUUUUUUAAACAUUUUUUCCCCCAGUAUAAACUUAGAGCAGACUUCUACAUUGGCAUCAUAGGAAAUUCUUUCGAAGUAUUUUGCAAUCAUUUUCUUAUCAAACUCAAGUUAGAAAUGUUAACAAACACGAUCUGAAAAUAUGCAGGACAUUUUACGAGUAUGCUGUAAGUUUAUGUAAUCACACUUAAGAUUUACUGCAAAUAACUGAAACUUGUUUAGUGGGACACAAAAACAUUGGCUUAUAUACUAAUAUAACACACUUGUGAGUUUAGCCCCCCCUUUUUUUUUUACUGUCAGUAAUACCAUAAUUCUUUUUUUGGCUACUUUGGACAGUACUACUUUUGCCCACAAGCCAUGGGGCGAAAGGGAAUGAAGAGAAAGGUGUUAACUGCAGCAUAUUCCUAGUGUGUAUUUCAGUACUCAGCUGAGGGAAAGCACAUUUUCCCCCAGAUUAUGUAGGACUUUUAAAGUUACCUAACUGUGUGGAUGUGUUUCCACUUUGUGGAGUAUAGACAUAAAAAACCCUUAAACUGGGGAGUUGGUUUUUUUCUGUAGACAACAAUAGAAAUCAGAAGUAACUAACAAUUACUGUAAUAGCAGUUUAGAGGGGUUUGCCUUGGACCACAAAGCUUUUGUUUUCUGUUGUCUUGCUGUCGUUGUUAUUGACAUCUUCUCCAUUUAUAAAUGUUCCUCAGCCUGUUUGUGUGACUGUUCCUGGACUAUUUCCACGCAGACAGGGGUUUCUGCCGCUCCCGGGUAGGGGAGGCUCGAUCCCUGUUUGCUCACCCGUGAACCUUACUCUGUGUUCUGUCUACAACAGGACCUCUUGUCCUCAUACUCUUUUUUUUUUAAAAAAAUAAAGCUUUUGUAUAUAAAUCAA